This is a messenger RNA of Monascus purpureus, 1515 nucleotides long. NCBI's taxonomy places the organism in Eukaryota, Fungi, Ascomycota, Eurotiomycetes, Eurotiales, Aspergillaceae. The record is from the annotation of a GenBank genome assembly.
CUUACAUGUCCCACUGCAAUUGCUGGUUGCAGCCUGUCAACUUGUCAUGUAGACUGCUCACCUAAGCGGUUGUGGAUCAUGUCAUUCGUCUUAUGAUGGAAAGCUGCGCCUUGUGUUUGACUAUCGAUGACUCACAGAAUCAUGAAUUCGGUUCCCUAAGCUCCCUUCCAUCCGCAGCUUCACAUCCUCACCUCAGCCAAACCGUGUGAUCACCUUGGAUCUUGCCAGAUCUGCUAUUCAGUAUCCCAGGUUCCCGCUUUGAAAACGAAAUGGCGACUACUCCCUUCCCUCCUCCCCCAGUUAAUACAAUUGACUGGAACAAUGUCGGCUUCAAGGUUCGCGAUGUGAACGGCCACGUCGAAAGCCACUUCUCAUACAGCACGACCGGGAAAUGGUCGGCGCCUCGAUUCGUCACCUCCCCAUACCUCCCCCUGCACGGCAUGGCUCCGGGCCUCAAUUAUGGCCAACAAGCGUUCGAGGGCAUGAAAGCCUUCCGCCACGCAUCGGGGGAAAUCACCAUCUUCCGACCGGACCGAAACGCCGCCCGCAUGCAGCACUCGGCGGAAUUUGUCUCCAUCCCUCCCGUUCCCGAAGAUCUGUUCAUCGAAUCCGUGAAGCUGGCCGUCGCUGCGAAUGCGGAAUAUGUGCCUCCGGCUGGGACGGGAGCGGCAAUGUACAUCCGUCCGCUGAUCUUCGGUUCCUCGGCGCAGCUGGGUCUCUCGCCUCCGGAUGAGUAUACGUUUGUUGUGUUCGUCAUGCCUACGGGUGUGUACCAUGGCGUGCAUGCGGUAGAUGGACUGAUUCUGGAGGAUUUUGACCGGUCCGCACCGGAGGGCACGGGAUCGGCGAAAUUAGGCGGUAACUAUGCGCCUGUCCUGAGACAUAGUGACCGGGCUCAUAAGGAAGGGUACGGGAUUACCUUGCACCUCGAUAGUCGGACGCGUUCGGAGAUAGAUGAGUUCUCCACGUCGGGGUUUAUCGGAGUCCGCAAGGAUAAUGGCAAGGUGACUCUUGUGCAGCCGGAUAGCAAGAACGUCAUUGAGUCUGUGACGGCGGCCUCAGUUCUGGAGAUUGGGGAGAAAGUUUGUGGUUUCAAGAUCGAGAAGCGGCGGGUUCCGUACGAAGAGAUCAAGGAAUUCUGCGAGGUCCUCGCUGCAGGUACCGCGGCUGCUUUGGUGCCGAUUCGGAGCAUCACGAUGAAGUCUCGCGGGGAUAAGUUCGAAUUUGAGUGCGGAGCGGAUCAAAGUGGAGGUGAUAUCUACAAGAAGCUUGUCCAGACGCUCCAGGGCAUUCAAGCAGGCAAGAUUGAGGAUCGGUUUGGUUGGAAUUGCGUCGUUGAGAGACCGCCAGCCGGCUGGGUUGAGGAUGCUGCUGGUAAUCAAAAAGAUGACAGCGUCAACGUGCCCUAAAAGUCAUGGUUUUUACAUGUUUUGUCCGCAAGGAUGAUCACUGAUACUGGACAUUUUGAAAAAUGCAUGGCCUUUUUCUUUUUCAGGUCUAUUAAUACAUGUAAGG